This is a messenger RNA of Brienomyrus brachyistius, 1747 nucleotides long. RefSeq names its product tetratricopeptide repeat domain 38 (gene ttc38). The record is from RefSeq and is a predicted model, not a curated record. The transcript is spliced from 14 exons. Gene Ontology annotation, molecular function: protein binding. Bases 53 to 1453 code for a protein of 466 amino acids. Lineage: Eukaryota; Metazoa; Chordata; Actinopteri; Osteoglossiformes; Mormyridae.
UCCUCUGCAGCCGCCCCCCUCUGGGCGGGACUGAUCCUGGGCCGCUGCAGUCAUGGAGUCCGCUGCUUUCAGGGACUGCGAGGCCUGGCAGGCAGAAGGUCUGACUCUAUCCACCACCAGCAAUGAGGCGUGCAAAAUGUACGAUGCCAUACUUACUCAGUAUGUCACAUGGCGCAACGACAAGACUCUUGGUGGGAUAGAUGAAUGUAUCUCCAGGGUCCAGAAAGCCGACCCAAACUUUGUUAUGGGUCAUGUGAUCAGCACGGGGUUGGAGCUGGUCGGGACGGGGAGCUCUGUCCUGUUGAACGAAAGGCUGGCCAGCGCCGUCAGGAGGACCAUGGAGCUAGCUCAGAUCCAGAACCUUACUCCCCGAGAGAAGCUGCAUGUCAGCGCUGUGGAGAUGUUCUCCAAGGGGUGCCUUCCCAAAGCAUGCGAUUUGUGGGAGGAGAUCCUGCUGGAGCACCCCACCGACCUGCUGGCGCUGAAGUUUGCCCACGAUAGCUACUUCUACAUGGGGUACCAGGUGCAGAUGCGAGACUCGGUGGCCCGGGUCCUGCCCCACUGGAAGCCCUCCAUGCCUCUCUACAGCUACCUUAAAGGAUUAUAUUCCUUUGGACUUCUAGAGACACGUUUUUAUGACCAGGCGGAAAAGGUUGCAAGAGAGGGCCUGGCCUUAAAUCCUGGCGAUGCUUGGAGUGUCCACUCCAUGGCACAUGUGCAUGAAAUGAGAGCUGAGGUUGACAAGGGCCUGAGGUUUAUGGAAGAUACAGAAAAGAACUGGAAUACCUGUGACAUGCUUGCCUGUCAUAACUACUGGCACUGGGCCUUGUACUUCAUUGAAAAGGGGGAGUAUGAAUCUGCCCUGGGCAUAUACGACGGGCAGGUGGCUUCUCGAUGCCUGUCUUCCGGGGCCAUGCUGGACACAGUGGACGCCUGCUCCUUGCUCUACCGGCUGGGUUUGGAGGGUGUGGCUGUGAAGGAGCGCUCGAGGGAGCUGAUGCAGGUCACGGAGUCACACGCGGAGGACCACACGCUGAUCUUCAAUGACCUCCACUUUCUCAUGACGUCACUCGGUGCUGGAGAGGAGGGGGCCACUCGCCGACUGCUGGAGUCCCUGCGGGAGCAGGCGGAGACCCCAGGGGUUAACCACCAACUUCAGCUGGCCAAGGAUUUGGGGCUGCCCAUGUGCCAGGCCCUGAUGGAGUACGAUCAGGGGAACUACGGGCAGGCUGUGGAGCUGCUGCAGCCCUUACGCUACCACUUCUGCCAGAUAGGGGGCAGCGAUGCGCAGAGGGAUCUUUUCAGUCAGCUGCUUAUUCACGCGGCCAUGAAGUCAGAGAGCGAGUAUCACCGAAGACUGGCCAGGUGCCUGCUGGCUGAACGCGAUGCAGCCAGACCCAACUCCCUGCUCACCAGUCGCCUGAUCCAGAGAGCCAACGCCCUGCAUGCCUAGCAGAGGUCAAAGGUCAAUGAACUACCACAAGGAAGAGCCAGGGCAGGAGCAGAGAGGCCUGCGUAAAAACGUUUAGUAAGUAGUGUAGGCAGAGUGGAGUACUGUAUCUAUCAGUGAAACUCAGAUUAAUCCAUUCUCUUCAAUUACUGCAGUACUCGGCACAGAUCAGGCCAUUAAUUACCCAUAAAAAUGUUAAUGCAUAAAUCAGCGGUGGUUGAAUAAAUUAACAUGUUUAUGUAAUGCAUAAUUGUUUUGAAUUCAGAUUUCAUGAUAAUAAAAAAAAGCACGAUUGAA